AUGACUUCAUCACAUGUGCAUACUAUAUUAGAAGCUUUAGAGGCAGUAAAACAGGAUUAUACAUGUGGCGUUUGUUUAGAAAUGUGUAAAAAACCGGUCACCUUAAAAUCUUGUUUUCAUUUAAUUUGUGAAGAACACUUCGAGAAAUUAGACAAAUGUCCUACGUGUCAUACACGCAUAACAGAAAAUGAGGCCUUUAAGGACGACAGGUUGGAAGCUUGUAUUCAAUCUGCUAAAGAGCUAGAUAAACUUUUUGCCCCCUUAAAAAUGAAUUCAAGUACGUUACAAUCGUCUAAGUCUAAGGUAGACGACAGCGCCACCACUGAUGGACAUACGACAAGAAGUGCUAAAACGAUAAAAUUCAAAGCCGAAGCUAAAGAAAAAAAUAAAGCUUCUACAAAAUCUAAUAAGAAAAUCUCAAAAAUUGAAAAUGUUAAUGUUGCAAGCUCAUCAAAAUUGAAUAAGGCUCUUAAAAAACGUAUUGACAAAUGUGAGACUGCUACACAUGUUACUUGCCCUAUUGAGGUCAGUAGGGCGGCGGAACCGCUCAAUGAGGGUAACAAUCCAAACCCUAAUCCAAAUGCUUCACUUCUAUCUGUUGCAAGCUCUUCAAAAUUGAGGUGGACACCCCUCCAUGAAGUUGUGCAGAAUGGUAGACUUGACUUGGUCAAAUUAUUGCUUCAACACAACACUCUCAUCAAUGUGCCGGGUCAGGGUAAUGAAACCCCGUUACACGAAGCAGUGAGAUACAAGCAUAAAGAUAUUGUUGAAGAGUUAGUUAAACAUGGUGCUCAUUUAUAUGCAAGAAAUUGCAAAGGUGAGACACCUGUACAGUUAGCCUCUAAUGACAUUAAGAAGGUAUUGGAGGAAGCUGCUGAAAAUAUACUACAAACGCACGGUGCUAAUGUGACUCACAUAUCUGAACUUCAAACAGAAGUUGAUUUCGAUGACAUAAAGAUACACUUUGACACCGAAGAUGAUGGAGUGUGUUCACCUAAUUUAGAUGUUUUACAGGGCAUAGUUUAUGGGAUUUGGAUUUUAUCAUCUCAAUGGAUAACAAAUUCUACAGAAGAGAAAUUGCAACCAUUCACGAAGUAUGAAGUGAAGGGAGUUGGUUCUAACAAAUUCAAUGGCCCUAAAAAUGCUAGAUAUAACAAAUAUAAACAGCUUCCUGGCCUUUUCAAUGGUUGUCAUUUUUAUUUGCACAACUUCAUCACUAAUUAUGAAAUUUCUAAAUCUAUUAUCCUGAAUAAAACAAUACUUUCGAAAUUAAUAAGUGAUGCUGAUGGUAUUGUUCUCAGACGGGUUCCGAACCCUGAAUCAAUUCCAGAGGCAGAGAAACUAGUGCCGUAUCAUGCAAAGAAGGGUGGAAAAUUGUAUAUGUGUUCCCAUUACAUAAUUUUCAAAGACAUGUAUGAACCAAUGUACAAUAUGAAACACAUCAAAGCAUUGCCAGUUGGUUGGAUAAUUGAAUGUAUCGAGAAAUAUGAGCUUUGUGAACCUGAGUAA
Parnassius apollo (apollo) is the source of this 1509-nucleotide messenger RNA. NCBI's taxonomy places the organism in Eukaryota, Metazoa, Arthropoda, Insecta, Lepidoptera, Papilionidae. The record is from the annotation of a GenBank genome assembly.